AUGGACACCGUCGAGGCUGCAUUAUAUGUAAAAUUAGCCUAUUAAUCAAAAAUACAAUUGUCUAAUAAAUAUGAGUCAGAGGAUAACAAUUUUGUUACAAUAAUAGUUUUCUAAAGACUUAUAUCAGAAAUUAACUCAAUAUUCCUUUAUGCUUACAAUUCCAACUCUUCCACUCUUAUUAAACAACAACAAUUUGAUGUAGAUUAACUUAAAUCCAAAGAAAAUGGGUACUAUGAUGCUAUUAAGCUCUUUCUUCUUGAAAUUCUUGUUAAUAGGAUUUUCGUUUGCUUGCAUUUUAAAAAUUAUGGUCCAGAUUUCUUGGGAGAACAAAAAGAAACAAUUCAGCAUGCACUUCGAUUGUUAGAAUUACCUCAUCCCAGCUGUAAGGCUUUCAUCUGGAUAAAGAAUACAGAUUAAGCCAAUUCGUCGAAUGGUUAUUUGACGAUUAAACAUUCCAAUUAACAUGUGAUCCUUAAAUAUUAGUAGGAUAAUGAAAAACUAGAAGACUAUGAGAAAUUCACUUUAAAUUAAUUAAAAAAAGUAGAUGAGAUCCACGAGAAAUUUGCUAAGUAAUUAGAUUAGAACGAGUAAUAUGUAAAAAUGUAUAACAUAUAUUCUUUAAUAAAAGAUGUUACAUUAAUACAUGAUAUACCAAAUUCUAUCUAUUAUUUAGCUAGAUUACUUGUAAAUUUGCCUAAAUUUACCUAUUAAGAGACUGAUACCAUGAUCUUUAAUCUCCAACUAAUCUAACAAAAUUAAUACCCUAAAAAAUACACAAAAAAAAUUAAAGCAACAAAAUUAAUUAAAUAAGUGAUUUCAACACAUUUAGCUCCUUUCAAGGAUGAAAAGAAUCUGCAUUUCCCUAUGAGAGGUCUGCAUUCCUAGAAAUGUAAAGUGUGUUAAAAAUAGAAUAAUCAAAAAGUCCACAAAUCAAGUUUUAUUUGUGAAAGCUGUCAUAAAUACUAUAAAAUAAAUGUAACGCUUUGUACAAUUAAAUGCUUUAAAUAGUUUCAUCUCAACCCUGUCUAUUAUUUAGAAAGAAGUAAAUUAAAAUAGAAAGUAAAAAUUGAAGAGUGA
Paramecium tetraurelia is the source of this 1077-nucleotide messenger RNA. RefSeq lists its product as uncharacterized. The transcript has 2 exons. The record is from RefSeq and is a predicted model, not a curated record. NCBI's taxonomy places the organism in Eukaryota, Ciliophora, Oligohymenophorea, Peniculida, Parameciidae.